Colletotrichum truncatum is the source of this 465-nucleotide messenger RNA. RefSeq names its product activator of hsp90 atpase 1 family protein. The record is from RefSeq and is a predicted model, not a curated record. NCBI's taxonomy places the organism in Eukaryota, Fungi, Ascomycota, Sordariomycetes, Glomerellales, Glomerellaceae.
AUGGGAGUAACUCAUAGCGUCGCCACGGAGGUGGAGAUUGAGGCAAGCCCUGCCAUAGUACGAUCGGUGUUUCUAGACUGGAAUAGAUACAAGGAGUGGACUCAGGUUUGGACGAUCAGCCCUAAAGUCGAGGGCACAAAGCCGUCCGAGUUGAAAGUUGGCGACAACAUCACUGCCAAUCUGAAGGGAGUCGCCUUUAACCCUGUGAUUUUGGAGAAUUCGACGGAGCUUUUCAAGUGGAACGGCGUCGUUCCGCUGCUCUUUUCCGGGGCGCACUCGUUCUACUUCCGCCCAAGUAACAAGACCCCCGGCGGCACGACGAUGACUCAGCUCGAGGACUUCAGCGGGUUUCUUGCUUUCCUCAUGAAGCCGUUCUGGGGGUUUGAGAAACAGACCUUGACGAAUUGGAAGCAGUUCGACCAGGAUAUCAAGAAGGAGAGCGAAAGGCUUGCAGCCCAGAACUAG